Molecule: messenger RNA, 8116 nt
Organism: Amoebophrya sp. A120
Lineage: Eukaryota; Dinophyceae; Syndiniales; Amoebophryaceae
Source: the annotation of a GenBank genome assembly
AUCCGGGUUUCCCUUUCGCGUGUGCUAUCGAGAGGAAAAAUCCCCCCUCCCCAUAUCGAAAAGGUAUGGUCCCGAAAAUUUGUCUUGCUGAUUUGAGACCACAGAUCGCGUCUGUCUUGCAAGAAGACAACUCCGCAGGCUCUGCCGUAUUAUGAAGGCGGUUUGUGAUGCUGUUGGGCCUACAGCAUAGACGUUUCUCAUGCUAAGCGCCUAGGCAAAAAGCUCUCUACUCAGGCUUGGCAGGAGCCUGCUGCCCUCUACUGCAAGACAAACCUGAUUUGUAUACGCAAAUCCAGCAUCAGAAACUUCCUUUUGAUAUGGGGAGGGGGGAUUUUUCCUCGUGAUAUGUGCUUCGUGGAGUUUCUCAAGAGGUUUUUCUGCGUGUACCCGCGAAAGAUUCGCGCGAAGCUGCUCCAAGACCACAAAUUCGUUCCAGUACCGCGGCCGAGCGGAAGAAAUUCAUCAUCAUCUUCCAAGGGCGGCGGCGUAGCACCAGCUGCAGAGACAACUGCAGAUAGAGCUGCUGCCGCCGCCGCGAGGGACCCGCUUUCUUUGCAGGCCAUGCUCGAUUUUGUAACCAGCGGAUCAUCUUCAUCUUCUUCGGGUAGUUGUACUAGUAGUUCUUCGACGGCCGGUAAGACUGCUUCGAUGCAGCAACGGAUGAAGGACGUGGUAUCCUAUUUACCAAUGCUGCUGGGACACCGGGACGCGGUGAGCGAGGAGGAUUUUGUGGUGGGGAAAACAAAAGUUUUCAUGCGCCUCGUCGUGCAGCGAAGUCUCCUCUACCAGAAGAACCUCGCGCUGGUGUCCCAAGCGACACAGAUUCAGAAGAUCUACCGCGGCUUCCGGGUACGGCAACGGACGCGUCAGACGCUGAAGCUCACGCGUCUUUUGUCUGUGUUCCUGAAGCAGGCGGACGGAAUGUACGGAAUCGACGUGACGGAACGCAUGGUCUCGCGCACGUUGAAGCCCGCGGAAGUCCUGGAAGGUGAGACUAUGAGAGUGCACAACUCCCCCUCCCCCUCUUCAUUUGUGAUGCAAAAACCCAGAUCCACAUCUUGUCUGUAAGCACAGUUAGCAUGACAAAUUUUAGAACCACAAACAGCCCUACAAUCCGUGUGUAGAUUUGUCAUGCGCAGGCUCCAUUUGAGCUGGUGUCUGUAUUGCUGCUCAUACAAUACAAAUGAGGGGGAGGGGCGGGAGUUGUGCAAUCUCAUAGAGACCGUCAUGAAUUUAGACCAAGUGGACGAAGCCGCGAACCAGCUGCCCGCCAUAUCCUGAGUAAAAACGUACCCACACCAGAGUUGUAGUGCAGAUUUGAAAAGAGAGGAAGACUUGUAAUGCGCAUCCCCAUGAGAGCCACUUCCAGUCGUGUUUUGGAAUUUGUGACGCUGUGAACAGGAUGAGCAGAUGAAUCUGUGAUGCGGCUGCACUUGCUAACCUGCACUACACUGCAUAGCGCAACUUGUCAUGCCGACUCACAAAGCUCCUAGGUUUGUGUUGCAAAAUCCCCAUCGGGACUCUGGCGUGGGUACGUUUUUACUCAGGAUACGCCAACAGUGUCCCGACAGCACUUUUGCUCCUCGGCACACACGCGGCGGUCCCCGAUCCCUCCGGAGGACCGGCGUCGCCACGACCGCGGCGACCCGCCCACGAGCCGCUCAGCGGCCGGCAGGAGGCCCAGGAAACCGUGGCGAACCUGGAGAGGCAGCAGAAAUGGUGCGCGGACCGAGUGGACGAGGGGAGGAGAAUGCCACUGCAACCGCCGAACCUGUUUCUCGCGGACGAAUUUUCCACCAGAAUAUUCAACGAGCUGAAUCUCGUGCACUACCUGCGAGACCGGGAGUACGAGGUGACGACGGACAUCAUCAAGUUGAACCGGUACGUCUCGCGCGCCAGAAUCCUUCACAACGGGGUGGACCGGUGGUUUUGCGCGGAAACCGGCAAGGAUUUUCGCAACGUACAGCGGGGGUACGCGGCCCGAGUGCUGCGCCAGCGCAUGGACAAGGUGACCGCGCAACUGCCCAUGCUCGAAGCGCUGCGUGCCUGUGCCCGAGAAACGGACGCCGAGGAGAUCGAUCGCGUCUUGAAAGGGAUCCAGCAAGCAGACGCGACUCUCGCCACCCGGGACGCAACUGCUUGGAUCAAGCCCGAAGGCGUCGCUCUCUUCAAAGCAGCCACGGACCGGUAUACGUAGCUAAAGAAGACGUAGAGCGACUUUAGCGCUCCUCUUUCCGGCCCAGUGAUGUAGUAGAUGUUUCUUGUGUGGGAGUAGUCAGUGCCAGGUGGACUCGUGAAAGGAAGUAGCCACGCUGUUUUCGUUUUGUUCUGGGAAAAGCGGGUUUCGACAUCAUACACUCUUGUCGCGCUCGCCCUCAUCUCUUUUGCAAUAAAUGCGAAUGCCUUUUUUACCAUUGAAAAAUAAACCGACCAGAAGAACUGUACUUUCGCAAGAACUCACUCCACAGCCUGAGCGAGCUCGGCGGUUGGCCCCCGCCGCCCAAGCCCGAGCCCGAGACUGCAGCGCUGCUCUCGCCGGAAAAGGUGCAACUCCAAGGGCGCACCAGCACCAGCAGUCAACAUGCGAAGAAGGUACCCACACCCUCGCGGCGGGUGUCCGUGGAGCGGAAACGCAAGAUGACGAUCACAGGGCUGGUGGAAUCCGAGGUUGAGGAUUUAAAACGCGAACUGUACAAAGCCAAGCUCACCUACGAUUGCUUCGGCCUCGGGAACUGUUUGCUUCUCGCCACGAAUAAGGGUCUCAAGUCGGACGACAUCGAGCCAUACAACCAGCUGUUCCAGAAGCUGUCGACCGUGGAGUAUUGUGGAAACCUGCUGACGCACGUGAGUAAGCAACUGUACGACUUGUACCACGGCAACGUGCCCAUUAACUACGAGUACCCGGACCAACAGGACGGAACGGGCUACCAAAUGGACGACCACGAGGAGUACGGCUUCAUGUACCGAAAAAAGGACCUGCUGCAGGAAACCGUGCGAAACCUGAUUGACCAGGCCAAGCGUUUGCGCGUGUCGAAGCCGAUCAUCGAAAACGCCCACAGCAUCCUCCGCGAAACCCUGGGGCCGCGAAACUCGGGCAGCGCGGCGUCCUCUUCCAGCAGCGCCGCGCACAAGCGGCGCAAAUCGCUCUUCUUCCACCCCGGCACCACACAGGUCGAGCUGAACGUUGCCGUGCGGGAGUUUGGAAUCCUCUACAACUAUCCGCACCUCCGCGAGACAAAACCCGUGAUCGACCCGUAAGAUUCGAAUACCUUGACUAUGACUUAGACUUUUGAGUAGAAUUGAACGCGCGUUGCCGUGAGUCGCACGGCAUGACGAUUAUCUUUAGAUUUUUAGUACUAUCUACUUUAACUUUAUAACUUUCGAAGAACUCAAACUCAAACUCAAGCAAAAGCCAAAUGGAUGUUGAAUCAAUGAAUUACACGUUGGAACAACAUCAAAUGAUAAUUUAAGAUCUAAUCAUGAUGAUCAUUUCCAAAAAAUUCUAAACAGGAAAACGGGUUAUGAUACGUUUCUGGAACACGGGAAGCAGCGCCUGCGCGCGCCGUUAACGACGACCGUCCCGGCAAAGCAUGUCGGCACCGUGUUGCAGUGCUUUCGCAACAUUUUGGGCUGGAUGAACGACCGACCGGUGCAGGACAGCAAGCGCGUGGUGCUCGCCUUUACCAUUGUCGCUAUGGCGAAGGCGGAACCCGAGAUCCGGAACGAAAUUUUCUUGCAGAGCAUGAAGCAGGUCCGCAACAACCCCAACCCCCGGUCGGAACUGCUGGGCUGGAAACUGCUGCACCUCUUGUGCCAGCAAGCCGCACCGAAGGCAGAUCUCGUGGAAUUCGUUGUCUGCUUCCUCAAAAUGACGGUCGAGUGCAACAGAAGGACGGCGAAACGGGUACAGUUGUACACGCUUUUUCUAUUCUUGUUCUCUUGAUUUUUCGUUUUGAUACUUGACCUGGUUGUCUCGCACUUCAUUUGUGAUGCUGCUUGAUGUUGUAGCACUUCAAAAGAUCCCUACGUGAACCUGGUUGAAAUUGGAAUUGCAUUUCACGCAUCGCAUGCAGCUCGAAAUUGCGGAAAUAGCGAAAGAUUGUUUCUAUGCGCUGGAGCAGAACUUAGAGGCCAUGGAUACAAAGGAGCAGGAGUCGCUAGGCUACAAUCUUUACAAGGCUGGAGUGGUAGCUGCAAAACCUCCACGUACUGUAAUUUGUUUUUUCUUCACUCACUUUAUAUCUAUGCGAAUCUAAAACCAUUCAAUUCAAGUAGCUAGGUCGUACUUAUCAAAAGUGCCGUUUGUGUUGCAUGCAUGUUUGCUCUUGGAAAAUGUAAAUGCCUGCCAGUGCUACUUCGCUCUUGGAUUUUCAACGGUCAACAUCCGCAGGCGAGCAAAAGGCAGAGCAGCAAGCGAACACCGUUAAAAUCGAAGUUUUUCUAAUGGACAACACGGCACGGAAAUUGCGGUGCAAGCGACACACCACGAUUGGGGAGCUCGGCACAAAAAUGGCAGAAAUCCUGCGCAUGUCUCCUGAAAACAGCAUUGGGUACACUUGAGAAUUUGAUUUGAUGUACUAAUAUCAAUCUCGCAGCACCCCGCCAGCCACAAAGGUAGAGUUCUUCUUCAACAAGCGCAACACAGAAUUUGCUGCAAGAAUUAGAUUGAUACACUUCCUCGGUGCUGACGUUUAUUCAUUUUCCUCUUCAUUGCCCAGCUUCGGGUUCUUCCAACUUAUGGAAGACAUCGUCGAAACGCACCGGAUUAUCCCGGAUAACGUAGCCCUCGGCGACCUGGUAGACAAGUGGGACUCGCUGUACCGCAAAUGUGGCCGACAGUCCCGGCUCCUGUGGAAGCGGCAGUACCUGAUCAAGACGGAAAACAUCGCCUGCAACGACCAGUCUUUCGCCAGCUUAACUUUUCGCCAGGCCUACUUUGAGUACCUCCGGUACCCAGCGGCCAUGCCAAUAGUGGUGCGACCGAGCUCGUGCAAUCCUCAUCUCGCAGGGCUGCUGGAGGAUGUUUGCGGUGAAGUAGACGCUGCGGCGUUCUGUACGAAAGCAGCUGCUGGUGUUUCUACUUCUACUUCCGCCUCAUCCAGUAGUACUUCGUCCUCUUCUUCAUCAAGUUGUAAACCGAAACCAACCGCUACCGCAAACACGGCCGGACAGACGUUCAACCCGCCCGCACGCGGAACCACUGCAGAAGAUGGCCGGGCGAAAGCGCAGAAGUCCUCUGAAGGGGGUCCAACUACUACUGCUGUUGGCGGUGUCGGUCCGUCAGAUAAAUCUCCUACUUCGCCUGAAGGUGUGAAGAAGGACGAUCUUCCGAUAAUCUCCGAGGAGGACAGAGAGCAGAAUGCGUUGUUUUCGGUCUUCCACCACGUGGCGUGCUGCGUGUUGUCACUCGAGUACCGAUGGUUCCGCGAAUUUGUCGAGGCUGGGAACCUGGUCCCCAUAUUGGAGAAGCUGCUGCCAACCGUCGUGUUGGUCAUGUCCGCGCUGCGGCACGGGCCGCUGCCGGAGGAGAAGCGGGCCACCAUCGUGCGCCAGAUGGAAGAGGUCACGUUGAAGAACGCAAAGUCGACACUGCACGCCGCCAAACACAGCGUCGCGCCACCACUCCCCGCAACUGACCAAAACGCAAUUCCGAUGUCGUUGCGGGAGCAGAGCGUCCAGGCGCUCCCGAUUCCGGCCGUAGCGCAGACGGAGCGCAACAUGGCGUGCGCAGUUCCCGCGCACCCGCCGCAACAGCUCGACGCCAUAUUUCGCGGAAACCACUUGAUAGUGCCACCCCUGGUAAAUGAUCCCGAGUUCGUGGGUCUGCACGUCGUGCACAGUCAGAACUUCCAUUUGUUCCAACAGCGUGCCCGAGAGCAGGUGGGAGAUGUUUGCAUUAGCACAUCAACUCUCAAGAACCGGGAAGCAGGAGCUCCGCCGCCCAGAACACCGCCUAAAGAUGGCACCAGCUCCUGCGAAGUAGAUGCUCUUGACAGCAGCGAGGAUGACGAGCAGCUGCCGCAGCCUCCGCGAAAGAGCAUAAAUAUCGAGGGUUUAGGCACCAUAAAUGUCAACUCUGUCGUUGCAGUAGAUAUGGACUGCGCGAACGCGAUAAACAACAGUCAAACGAACGCGCAAACAAGUGCGAUUCUUGCUCUCGGAAACCAGGCCGUCAGUGCGAACAUGCUGCUUGGUCCGCCGUCGUCGAUCCCGGAAGGAGGCUUCGAGACACCCGUGCGAGGCUCUUUGUUGUCGGAGGCGAAUGUGAAAAAAUUGCCAACCGUGCCAGCAGUGACCGGACUGGCCGCGGCAGCCUCAAAACCUUCUUCCGAAGUUGUCAGCAGCAGGCUUCCCUUCAUCGUUUCCGACUACUCGCGGAUGCCGUCGCUGCGGCAGUGGUCCGACGCCAUUUUGGACCUCUGGCAGCGGGAGUACCGGUUUUUGCUCGACGACACGCCGUUGCAAAAGAUGUCCCGCGCCACGAACAACAUGCAGCAACUGCGGUUUUACGGGUCGUACUUCUACGCGAUCCGAGAACUCCCGUUGGGCCAUCUCGGGUCGAGUCCCGAAAGUGAAGUGCCGCUCAGGCCGUUGGUAAGGACCAAAGCCUUCAAGCAAACCCUCGCGACCACUGGUCUGGCGGGUCUCUUCACGGACAAAAAGCGCUUCGGCCGGAGCAACAUGCACUACUGGAUCUGCAUCGACCUUGAGGGCAUCACGUUGCUGGGGAGAAAGGCGCCGAAGAUGAAAAAGCUCUCGAACAACGGGCAGCUGCAGCCGGCCUACAACGCGAAUCCGAAUACAUCUUCCCGACCGAUUUCGGUUUCGCCGCGCGCAGCAGACCUCACUUUCGCCAAGAGGUUUCUCUACUUUACGGGCGCGCAGAGCUGCAUAACCAAGUGGGGUGCCAAGGAGAACGUGAUCUUGGUGCAGCUGCGGGAACCUGAUAUGCACUCCUGCAGCCUUUUUGUCUGCAAGAUGGCCUUGGACAUCGCGUACUGCAUGUUCCGGCUGUCGAAGACACGCAACACGAGCGGAGUGCCGCCCCCAAAAAACACCGGUCUCACGCCAACGAACGAAAUGAGGCAGAAGCAGAAAAGUUGCACUGGAAUGGCAGAUGCCCCACCCUCGGAGGCCCCCUCGGAGGCCGGGGGAAUCAGAAGCGGCACAGGCGGGCUGCUCGUUUAGUGCUGCAGGAGUUGGGAACUGCAUCUGCACCGCUGGCUGGUCGGUCAUCCAUUCGCGCUGCGUGUCGACGCUCAGUACUCCUCUGGCCAUCGCGCUAGAUACUAUCUUCCGCUCUAUGCUUACAUAGUGCCUGUGUACUUCUUGCUAGAUAAACCAAGAUCAAGUCAUGAGAAAUCGAAAUGCGACGCACUACGUGAAUAAGAAUAUGAACAAGUGCACGAGUUGUAUCUUCCUAAAUGUCCGGCUCGUAGUAGUCCCAAAAGCUUUUGACGAAUUUUUAACCUCUGAUUACUUUUUGUGUAUUUCUGAUUCGCUGGCGACUUUUGCUUCAUCUUCAUUUUUGCCAAUGCUCACUUUAGUAUUCACCCACAAGGUGAUGAUAAGUACGUCAAAAAGAAAAAAGAACAAUUUCAAUUUUGCGCGCUAAAAAUUUCUUGCACCUGCAUGAUACCAAUAGGGAAGAGAGAAACAUCCAGAAUAAACAAGAGUAACGUCAUUGCAACUCACGGUAGAAAGUGCACGCAUAAUGUCAUAGCGAUCUUCUUGCGCCGCUAAGUCAUUCACCGUCAUGGUCGAUAUUUUAAUUUUUGUUUUCACGCGGGCGAUAUUUAUCUGAGAGUUUUGCGUUUGCCCGCGGCUGAUGAAGAAAGCAAAUAGUUGCUGGAAGCGUUUUCUUUUCCGCGAAGCAAGUUGAAUUUGGUCGCAUCAGGUGGAAAGCUUGAGAUUGAGCGUAAUUUCGAUGAUAGCAGGAGAGUUUAUUUUUUGCUCGAGUGACUACACUGCAAAGAAAAGCGAAAAGCUGUUUUUUUUGAGUCUGGGCCACCAGUCUGGGAAGUUGGCUUUCUAUUGACGAAGCAGAGCGGAAUAUGAUGUAGUCGAUGUUAAAAAGCGAUUGGCCUCGAUCAGGUUCAGGCCAGAAGUCACAAGC